Messenger RNA from Kickxella alabastrina, 1503 nucleotides. Its product is annotated as aminotransferase class-5. Gene Ontology annotation, molecular function: O-phospho-L-serine:2-oxoglutarate transaminase activity; pyridoxal phosphate binding. The transcript has a single exon. NCBI's taxonomy places the organism in Eukaryota, Fungi, Kickxellomycota, Kickxellomycetes, Kickxellales, Kickxellaceae. Gene Ontology annotation, biological process: L-serine biosynthetic process. Gene Ontology annotation, cellular component: cytoplasm. Bases 127 to 1353 code for a protein of 408 amino acids. The record is from RefSeq and is a predicted model, not a curated record.
CUGUCAUUUUCCAUUUUUUUGGUCUUUCUGCUUUUCUCUUCUCUGCUCUCCUUAUCUUUAUUAUUUUUAUUAUUUGUGAUUUAAUACAAAAACACUCACUAAUAUUUUUCUAUCCCUUUCUCAAUCAUGUCCCUCAACUCUGCCACCGCCUCCAUCCCUUCGUCUGAGAUCUCUCACGACCGCGUGUGGAACUUUUCUGCCGGGCCGUCAGUCCUCCCGCUCUCCGUUCUCGAGGAGGUCCAGCGUGACCUGCUGAACUACAAGGGCGAGGGCAUGUCCGUGCUCGAGAUGUCCCAUCGCUCAAAGGUCUACGGAAACAUCAUCAGCGAUGCCGAGGCCACCCUGCGCCGCGUGCUCAAGGUACCCGACAACUACUCGAUUCUUUUUCUGCAGGGCGGCGGCACCGGCGAAUUUGCCGCCGCUUAUCUGAACCUAAUGGCAUGCAAGUCUGUGCGCGAAAAGCAGCGCAAACUGGGCAGACAGCUGGCUUGCGACUAUAUUGUCACUGGCGGAUGGUCCAAGAGCGGUCUGAAGGAGACCAAGCGGCUUGGUGGCAUUACCAACGUUGUGCUUGACGGUGUCAAGUCGGCGGCCACUGGCGAGGUUACUUACAACAGCUUGCCGCCUGUGUCAGAGUGGAAUCUGGGAAAGCCUGAGGAGACCGCGUUCCUGUACUACUGUGAGAACGAGACGGUCCACGGCGUCGAGACCCCGGCCAACUACGUGGUUGACGCCGUCGAUCCUUCGGUGCCUGUCAUCUGCGACAUGUCUUCAAACAUGCUUUCGCGGCCAAUUGACAUUAGCCGCUUCGGCGCCAUUGUCGCCGGUGCGCAGAAGAACAUGGGCCCCGCUGGUGUGUCCAUUGUCAUUGUGCGCAAGGAUCUGCUUGAGCGUGACGAGGCCGAUCCCGGGAUCACGCGCAACAUUCCCUCGAUCCUCGACUGGUGCUAUUAUGACGGCGCCGAAUCGAUGCCGCACACGCCGCCGACGUUUACGAUCUAUGUCUGCGGGCUGGUGUUCAAGUGGGCCGAGAACCUGGGCCUUGAGGCGCUCGAGAAGCUCCGCGAGACGCGCUCGGGCCUGGUCUACGACAUGAUCGACGCCCACCCGGAGUUCUUCCACGGCCUUGUCGACAAGAAGUUCCGCAGUGCGAUGAACCUCGUGUUCACCCUGCCGACGCGCGAGCUCGAGGCCCAAUUUAUUUCCGAGGCUGCCGAGCGCAACAUGGUUCAGCUCAAGGGCCACCGCAGUCUCGGUGGCAUCCGUAUUUCGCUGUACAAUGCGAUGCCUAUCGAGGGCGUCAAGACCUUUGUCAUUUUCAUGAAGGAGUUUUAUGAGAAGAACGUCCAGUAAGCUCCAAAGAACAAGAUGUAUAACUUUUUUGCACAAUGUACUUUAUUUAGAGUUUUAGUAUAUUUAUAAUUGACACUGAAUAUGGCACUUUUCUGCCUUAAAACUGCGUUCUCUAGCUGGGCUAUAUGUAAUAAAACUUAUUCGUACUAA